AUGUUCAUAAAUAUUUUAUUUGUGACUUUACUGUUAAAGGUUAUAACAGCGCAAUACCAACUUCAGCCUUAUUCACCUAAAUCGCCCAUUGAAUUAGCAACAUCUUCAAUUGUAGAUACAUUAACAGGACGGGUAUCACCAAGAAUUCCAAGCCCCAGCACACCAUUAGAAGAGAUUAUUCUCUGUAGAAACUUAGCUGCACAAAUAGAAAGUGCUGCUUUAGCUAAAUUAAAACGAAACGCUUUAAAAAGACCUAUAUUUGGACAAGUGGCAGGACCAUUAUUAGACAAAAUAGCGAUAAUUUGUCGUUGUCCAGUGUGUCAAAGUACUAAUAGUUAUUCAACUUCAAAUUCUGGUAUUAUAUCAAAUCCACCACCGUCAGCGUUCAAUGCUCCAAAUAUAGUAUUACUUAGCUCUCCGGGCUCUGCACCUAGUCCUAAAAUGAAUCAAAUACAAUCUUCAUAUUAUUAA
Parnassius mnemosyne (clouded apollo) is the source of this 471-nucleotide messenger RNA. Lineage: Eukaryota; Metazoa; Arthropoda; Insecta; Lepidoptera; Papilionidae. The record is from the annotation of a GenBank genome assembly.